ACGACCUCUUGAAGUUGUACACUGAACAGAUACAUCUUUUUUUAUAAGCUCGAUCCACAGUGCCUGUGGUCAUUGCUGUAGAGAAAGAAGACAAUAUCAGGUACCAAUACGAAGAAAUCUUCCAUCAAUAAGUCGCAAGCUGUCUCGAUGGUGCCUAAAUUCGAGCCUUUUAACUCGCCCGUUCAUUCCUUGCCACCUGAAAUCCUGUCUGAGAUAUUUCUCCUCUCACUCGAAGGGCCAUACCACAUUCUCGGUCCUCUGCACGACGGUCCAUGGUUAAUAGGGAGAGUCUGUCACCGGUGGCGGGUCAUUGUCUGGGGUUAUUCCGCUUUGUGGUCGUCUUUUGUAGUGGGUUGGCCACGACCAAGACAAGAAGACACUGGAAGGAGACUCCUCGGGGAGGCGCUUCGGCGGACUGGACAGAGAGGGCUUUCCGUGAAGAUCUGGAUAUGUGACGCUUUUCCAGAUGUCAUUACUGAGACAUUGCUGCAGCAUUCGUCGCAAUGGGAAGCCGUCGACCUAUGUGGUCCGGCACCCAAUCAAUGGAUUCAAUUAUCGGAGCUCGGUUUGCAUUUCCCAUCAUUGAGAUUACUUGCCGUGAACCAUACUUCUUCCGCGGAGCUCCCCGCCGUCUUGAGCAUGUUCAAAGAUGCGCCCAACCUCAAAUCUCUCCAAAUUAACCUACACAAUCCCCAUCCGUUGUCUUUUCACCCCGCCGCGAUAAAAUUUCCGUGGUCGCGUAUCACAGAUUUGAAAAUGUCUAUUGAGGGUCGAGUGGGGCCGAGCGUCGAGAUUCUUCGUCUCUGUUCGAAUCUUGAGGUUUUGGAGGAGAGUUGUGGUGUAUUCGUCCCCGAAGCAGUCACAGACCCUGUUCCAUUAACACUUCGGAUACUCCGUUCACUCAGUGUUGGUUCCCCUCUAUUUCUACGCUACAUCACUUGCCCAGCACUAGAACAUCUAUCCAUUGCUAUCCCACACAGACUUCCAUUUUCCGAGAGAGACCUUUCUCGAUUCUUUGUCCGUUCUGGGAGUCAGCUGCAGACUCUCAAACUAGGUUCGCUAGCGCAGGACAUUUCGGACCCACGUCAAUUGUUCUCAUGCAUUCCCCAGCUUCGCAAGUUAUUCCUCGGUUUCCAGGGCUGCGAUUAUUAUGGAAACCUGACAAGAAUUCUCACUUCUAUUCGUUCGCAAGACGCAGGAGUGAUGAUCCCUCGCUUGUCUGUUCUGGAGCUGAGUGUGGAUGAGAUUUUUACGGGGAAAAUACAACUUGAAGGACGGGAUGAGAUACUGAUUGGUAUUAUUGUUGAACGUUGGGAUGUUCCUCAGGAAUCGCGGGUUACUCGGUUGAAUCAAGUUCGCAUCUCGUGCGAAUUUAUGGGGUUCACCGAUUACAUGGUCACGCAACAGUAUGAAGCUGCUCGAAACCGGACUCUGGCCCGCGUCGAUCGUCUGAAAUUGUUCAAGACGGAAGGGUUGGAUAUUUCCAUUAUUGCCAAACAAACGAAUAUAGAGGGACCGCUCGAGGACCAUGUUUUACUGGCGUGAUCUGAGUACCACAUAUCGUAUAAAAUUCUUUUGUUGUGACUGUCGGAAUGAGGGUUAAUCAAAAUUAUUCACCG
Desarmillaria tabescens is the source of this 1619-nucleotide messenger RNA. RefSeq lists its product as uncharacterized. The transcript has 3 exons. The record is from RefSeq and is a predicted model, not a curated record. NCBI's taxonomy places the organism in Eukaryota, Fungi, Basidiomycota, Agaricomycetes, Agaricales, Physalacriaceae. The coding region runs from base 148 to 1545 and encodes 465 amino acids.